Messenger RNA from Syngnathoides biaculeatus (alligator pipefish), 2561 nucleotides. Its product is annotated as extracellular calcium-sensing receptor. Gene Ontology annotation, molecular function: G protein-coupled receptor activity. The coding region runs from base 142 to 2496 and encodes 784 amino acids. Gene Ontology annotation, cellular component: membrane. Lineage: Eukaryota; Metazoa; Chordata; Actinopteri; Syngnathiformes; Syngnathidae. The transcript is spliced from 11 exons. Gene Ontology annotation, biological process: G protein-coupled receptor signaling pathway. The record is from RefSeq and is a predicted model, not a curated record.
UUCCAGGAUGGAGACGUAGUGAUCGGUGGACUCUUUAGUCUCCGCUACAAUCCUCCCCCCGUAGACUUCGACUUUACUGCCGAGCCAGAAUAUAAAGAAUGCACCGGUUUAGAGCAACUCCCCUUACAGUACGUUUACUCCAUGGUGUUUGCCGUGGAGGAGAUUAACCAGAGUCCUCACCUGCUGCCGGGCGUGACGCUGGGCUAUCACAUCCACGACAGCUGUGCUUUGCACCCGUGGGCGACCCGGGCAGCCCUUUCGCUGGUGAGCGGCGACAGCAGCACCUGCACCCCUGGGGCGGCACCACUGGCCCUUUCGGAAGAAGGGGAUGAGAAAGGUGUCCCACUGAUCAUUGGCGGUGCUUCAUCGAAAACGGCCAUGAUACUCUCCAGAGUGCUGGGACCACUCUCUGUGCCUUUAAUGAGCUAUCAGUCGAGCUGCCCCUGUUUAAGUGACAGGCGUCAGUUUCCCAAUUUCUUCAGAACCAUCCCCAGUGACAUUUUCCAAGCGCGGGCCAUUGCCAGCCUCGCCAUAUACUUCAAGUGGACCUGGAUCGGAGCCGUGGUCGCAAACAAUGACUACGGUCUGGAAGCUGUCAAGGUGUUCCGGGAAGAGACCCAGGAGUCGGGAGUGUGUAUGGCCUUCGUGGAGACUCUGAGGAGGGAAAAGAUCAAGAAUGAUGCCAGGAGAGCGGCCCUCGCCAUUAAGGCGUCAAGCGCCAAAGUGAUCCUGAUCUUUACGUGGUACACCGACGUCAGGGAACUGUUUCUGCAACUGGCCGAAAUGAAUGUGACUGACAGGCAGUUUCUAGCCAGCGAGGCCUGGAGCACCAGCGGUAAUCUCCUCCAGAACCCCGUCACCUCAAAAGUGGCGACCGGAGUCCUGGGUACAGCCGUUCGAAGCUCCCCGAUCGCCGGAUUUGAAGAUUACCUCCGAAGUUUGAACCCUUCUCUCCGGCCAGAUGAUGACAUUUUGAGGAAAUUCUGGGAGAAACAGUUCGCGUGUAGGCCUCAGGUUUCCAAAAACACCACCAUGUCUGAUCGGUGGGCAUCCCUACCCCCGUGCGGAGGGGAGGAAUCCCUGGAGAGUGUGGAUAAUCUCUUUACUGACACCUCCCAGCUACGACAGGCCUAUAACGUCUACCUGGCUGUUUACGCCGCAGCUCACGCCCUCCACGACCACCUCGGCUGCCGCAACACUCGCGCCGUCCUACGAGAUGGCAGCUCCAUCUGCUCCUCCCCCAGAAACGUCAAACCUGCUGAGCUGCUGCAGCACUUAAAUGAGGUCAACUUCACCACACCACAGGGGGAAAGGCUUUAUUUCCAAGGGGCCGACAUCCCCGCUAAGUACGACCUGGUCAACUGGCAGAUGACCCCCGACGGCUCUCUGAAGCUGGUUUUGAUCGGCCGAGUGGACGGCUAUGAAAUCCACAUAAAUGACACGGCUGUGCAAUGGAGUUCAGCAUCCAGUCAGGUCCCCACUUCAGUGUGCAGUGAGAAUUGCCCUCCUGGUAGCAGGGUGGCGACCAGGAAAGGAGAACCCGUCUGCUGCUUUGACUGCAUUCCGUGUCCUGAAGGGGAGAUCAGCAACUCGACUAACUCGCCCAAUUGUGAGCGUUGUCCAGUGGAAUUUUGGUCCAACACGGAGCACACAGUCUGUAUUCUCCGCCAGCUGGACUUCCUGUCUUUCAACGAGACCUUAGGCAUCACUCUCACCGCGGUAGCCAUGUCGGGCACGGUAGUGACCACCGCUGUCUUUGUGGUCUUUCUCUACUACAGACACACACCUAUGGUCCGGGCCAACAAUUCCGAACUGAGCUUCUUGCUGCUCUUGUCGCUCAAACUCUGUUUCCUGUGCUCGCUGUUGUUCAUCGGCCGCCCGUCCUCGUGGUCCUGUCGCUUCCAGCAGGCCGCCUUCGGCAUCAGUUUUGUCCUCUCCGUGUCCUGCGUGCAAGUAAAGACCAUCGUCGUGCUGGCGGCCUUCCGCUCGGCCCGGCCUGGCGCCGGAGCCUUGAUGAAGUGGUUCGGUCCGGGCCAACAGAGAGGAAGUGUCUGCGUGUUCACCUGUGUACAGAUCAUCAUCUGUAUAAUUUGGCUGUCCCUCAACCCCCCUGAGCCGAAAGCAGUCUUUGAUACCCCGGGGUUGAAGGUCACCCUGAAGUGCGACAUGGCCUCAGCGGUGGGCUUUUUUCUGAUUUUGGGUUACAUCGGCCUGCUGGCCUGCACCUGCCUACUGCUGGCGUUUCUCGCCAGAAAAUUGCCCGACAACUUCAACGAGGCCAAGCUGAUAACCUUCAGCAUGCUCAUCUUCUGCGCCGUGUGGGUGGCCUUCGUGCCUGCUUACGUCAGCUCGCCUGGGAAGUACAUGGUCGCUGUGGAGGUCUUUGCCAUCCUGGCCUCCAGCUAUGGCUUACUACUUUGCAUUUUUGCCCCAAAGUGUUUUAUCAUUCUUUUGAGGCCAGAGAAAAACACCAAGAAACACUUGAUGGCGAGAUAGAAGAAAAAAACACAACAAAAGAAAUGUGUUCUGAAAGCAAACACAUGUAUGCAUCGUUGUUUAGG